Molecule: messenger RNA, 2931 nt
Organism: Fonsecaea monophora
Lineage: Eukaryota; Fungi; Ascomycota; Eurotiomycetes; Chaetothyriales; Herpotrichiellaceae
Exons: 1
Coding region: 1-2931 (976 amino acids)
Biological process (GO): mitotic chromosome condensation
Cellular component (GO): condensin complex
Molecular function (GO): chromatin binding
Source: RefSeq, a predicted model, not a curated record
AUGGCGCGUGAGAGUGUCAAGGGUUCUCCAGUGAAGUAUGACCAUCUCUCGCAAACAUAUUUAUUUGGAGCGAUACGAAGCCAUGCGCACUACUUUGUUGGCCCGUCGAGAUCGCAAUUGGUGUCGAAUGCCGAUGCUGACCUACGAUGCUCUCACAACAGAUUGGCACUCAACGAUGACAAAGGCGAAAAGGUUGCUCGGCUGCAAUCUCGACACGCGCUCCAGGAAAUCCAUAUGAACGAGAUUCGCGCGGCGGCAAGCCCCAUGCGCAAACUCAACCAAAGACGAAGAGAGUCCAGCUACAGCAACCUGUCAGAUGCACCCCGAACUCCAAGAACAUCGGACUAUGGCUCGCAGGUACGAAGAAGAGGGGGAUUGAACAACCCACAGCGUCAAAUGAGCGAACACCCACGAAAUAGCAUAGGCCGAGUCGCCGAAGACAACGGAGUCACACCCAUGAAACGCGUCCCAAUCCUCGCAAACUUUGAAGAAUGGAUGAAAAUGGCAACCGACAACAAAAUCAAUGCUGCAAACUCGUGGAAUUUUGCUCUGAUAGAUUAUUUCCAUGAUAUGAGUCUAUUGAAAGAAGGAGACGGAGUCAACUUUCAGAAGGCCAGCUGCACGCUAGAUGGCUGCGUCAAGAUCUACACGAGCAGAGUCGAUAGCGUGGCAACGGAGACCGGCCGACUGUUGAGUGGUCUCGCAGACGGGGGUGCCUCUGAAGGUGGCAAAAGGCGAAACAAAGGUGAUGGGGAAGAGGAGGAUGACGAUGAAGAAGGCGAAGAAGACGAGGAUGGUGAGGAUGGCGAAGGUGGUGGGAAGAAGAAAUCUAAGAAGAAGCCGGCACGCAGCCACGAAGCCACACUCGCACCUGGUUUCGCAUCUUUCCAAGGCAAAAAGCUCGAACUCGAGUUUGCGGUUGACCCUCUUUUUAAAAAGGCAUCUGCGGAUUUUGACGAAGGGGGAGCUAAGGGCUUGCUGCUGAAUCAUUUAUCCAUCGACUCUGACGGGCGCAUCGUGUUUGACAGCAGCGAUGAUGCGGGAGAUGCUGCUUUGGGAGGUGACAAGGAAAACACACCGCAAGAAACGGAGCAACAAGAGCCGAGUCACAGCACUCAGGAUGAGGAGCCCGUCGCAGAUGAUCAAGACGAAGAAAUCGACCUCGCUUCUCUAGCAUCCAAGUUCUUCCCGGACAUGAGCGUACUGGACUCACAGGAUAUCUGCCCGUCUAUGAAAUCGUUUGCCUUGGGCGACCCGUCUGGAGACCUGAACCUACCUUUCCUCAAAGUGCCCGAGGAAUGGAAAGAACAGAAAAGAGCGCAGACACCAGCACCUGGAACAAAUCUCCCCCUAAGUGUGGCCGACCAGACAGGAAUCUUCCUGGACGGAAGCAAUGCGAUGGGUUUUGACGACGAUUAUGACGACGCCGACGGGCUACUCGGCGGCUUCGAUGUCGCAGACAACGUGGGUUUCGGUGAAGGAGGAGAAGCCUGGGCGAAAGAUGCUAUUGAAGCUCAAGCCCGUGUUGCUCGUGCAGACGACGUGGAUGACAACCUUCUGGAAAAUGGAGGAGACGGUUACGCCCUGUCUUUACAGCAUAAGUAUCAGGAGGAUGCAGAGCAUGAGUCUAUUAUGGCUUAUUUCGACAAAGCCUUCAACUCGCGCGCAAAAGGCAAGACGGCGUUUCUCAGCCUCGAAAACUGGCGAAUGCAGAAGAUCCAGAAAGCACAACAAGAAGCCAGUGGCACAAACGCGCCACCCGCCAGACAAAAGAAGGAGAAGGAGCCAUAUGAGAUUGAUUUCCUGGGCCCUAUGUCAGAAUUCCUGACGGAGUUACUUGAACAACCCCCUGUUUUGAAUUCGCAAAUCUCCCUGCCGAAAUCACAGUGGCGGACAAAAGGCCGCAAUCUACUGGAUAAGGAUGACGAGGUGGUGGACCCUAGAAAAUUGAUGCGCUUAUGGACAAAGCCAAAGUGUCGGGUGGGUAGAAUCAGAAGAAAAGAGGGCGGUGUGGGUAUGGGCAUUAUUGACGAGGGUUUCGGAGCGAGGAAUCGUGUUGGAACCACAAACGCCUUUGGUGAAGGGGCGAGUGAUAUGGAUGAUGAGGGCCGAAAAGGUGACUAUGAUGCGAACUUCUUCGCGGACGACGAUCAGAUGCUCCCCUUUGAUGGCCCAUUACCCAUUGACGACGAUGACGACGAUGGGAUUGAUGGGGGUGGUGACGAUGGCGGACAGGCUUUCAUGGAUGCUAGGGAGAUGUUGUCGCCUCAGCCCGAGUCACAGCAGGAUCAGCAGCUCAACCUCCUCGGCGAAGCCGGAGCAGACCAUGAUCCUUCUGGAUCCCAGCAGUCACAGCAAGACCCGCAACGAGCAAGCCAACCUGACCUUCUUCCAGGCAGUUUCGGCAGCCAACUGGUGACACAAGCUGGGAGACGGAUCCGACCCGAGUACGUGAACUACGCGCGAACGGCAAAGAAGGUCGAUGUGAGGAGGUUAAAGGAGAAUCUGUGGAAGGGUAUGGAAGGGCGAUUGAAGUUGAUUGAUGUGUUUGAUCGACCCUCUGCCACAGCUGCAACUGCGCAACAGAGAGUUGACGAUGGUGAUGUCGAUAUGAUGGAUAUCGACGACCAGCCCCAGCAUAACAUUCAACCCGAAACCGAGCCUCCUAUAUCGACGUCGGCUGACGAAGGUGUACCCAACAACGACGAAGAGGGAAGGUUGAAAUUUACAGAUAUCAUCCAGGACCUUCGCUCCUUCUACCCCGAGCCCCAAAUGAAGGACAUCAGCACGUCCUAUUGUUUCAUUUGCUUGCUACACCUGGCAAAUGAAAAGGGGUUGGUGCUAGAGGGCGAAAGGGACGGGAAUGACGCGAUGCAGGAGAUCAGAGUCACUCGGGAUCCGACGGUCGGAGAGGGAUAUGAAGGAGAGUAA